Messenger RNA from Hermetia illucens (black soldier fly), 2262 nucleotides. RefSeq names its product origin recognition complex subunit 3 (gene Orc3). Gene Ontology annotation, biological process: DNA replication; DNA replication initiation. Lineage: Eukaryota; Metazoa; Arthropoda; Insecta; Diptera; Stratiomyidae. The coding region runs from base 84 to 2180 and encodes 698 amino acids. Gene Ontology annotation, cellular component: DNA replication preinitiation complex; nuclear pre-replicative complex; nuclear origin of replication recognition complex. The transcript is spliced from 6 exons. The record is from RefSeq and is a predicted model, not a curated record. Gene Ontology annotation, molecular function: DNA replication origin binding.
GUUGACUUUGGCGGGAACCGAUCGACGUGAUUUACAACUGAUCGGUUUGGAGUUGUUAUUUGUUUACAAAUCGUGUCUCUGCCAUGGAUCCUACAUUAUCCGUUUCAAAAGGUGUUUUUGUGUUCAACGGAGCCUCUGAACGUUCCAAGCAAAAAGGCCGCCGAAAAUCAUCGAAAAAAGUGGUGGAUGUAUCCUCUUUGCUUGGAAAGGAAAUUACGGACCAACCAUACUACCAAACGUAUAAAAAGACAUGGCAAUCACUAAAGGCAGAUAUUGAGAGAAUUCACGAGGAGCAUUGUACAAAAACAAUGACUGAAAUAAUGGAAUUCAUCAAGAGUUCUUACGAGAACAACAUGGACAAUAUUCUUCCGACGGCUGCACUUCUUACAGGUAUCAAUCAACCCGAUCACCAUCAACAAUUCAAAACACUGUCGGAUCAUAUUCAAGAUGAGCAUUUUGGCGCCUGUACAAUCCUCGAGGGCCGAGAUUGUCCCAAUCUAAAAGCAACAAUUGAAGCAAUGGUCAGUGGAUUUAUUGACGGGGCUGACAACGAUGAAGAUGACGAUGAGGAUGAUCAUAAUAAGAAAAGUUUGCGUCGGGGCCAAUAUACAAUGCACGUUCUUGAGUCGUGGUAUAAAACAGAAUAUCCAGAUGGAAAGAAAACCUUGGUGGUCAUCCUUCCUGGCUUCGAGUGCUUUAAUAUUCAAAAUCUGCAGGAUUUCAUACUUAUCAUGCACUCCUAUUGUAACCGUAUACCUUUGGUCUUGGUCCUGGGCGUUGCGACUGCCAUUUCAGCACUUCAUAGCAGUUUACCAUAUCACGUGACAAGUCGAAUGCAGCUGAAAAUAUUUCAGUUGGAAUCUGCUCUCACUGGAUUGAAUAAUAUUAUCGAGGAAGUUCUUCUGUCUCCAUAUUAUAAAUUUCACCUUUCCGGGAAGUCGUUCACUUUUCUGACGGACACAUUCCUGUUUUACGAUUUUUCAAUACACGGAUUUGUCCAAGGAGUCAAGUACUGUCUCAUGGAACACUUUCACCAAGGCAAUGCAUUCUCCCUUUGCGACGAUUACUUCGAUUCAUUGGAAAAAAUCAGCAAAUUAUCACAUGAGGAUUUCGAAAUGAUUCGUCAGUUACCAUCAUUCCGACCAUAUGUCGAAAGUUUCAAAGAUGAACCCAAAGAAAUCAUUGCACUUUUAACCGAUGACGAACAUUUGAAGAAAACUCUCCCUGGUCUCCUGAAAGAAUGUCAUAUUUUCUUGCUGCUUUUCCGUUGCUUCCUUGAAUUUUUCACAGUCUUAGUGCACGAUCUUCCCAAGGCACCUGUAGGCCGAUUACGGAGGGAAGUUUAUUCUAGAUGCGUAUCCUCGAAAAUUACAGAGUUGGCCGAGUUCAAAGAAUGCUGGCAAAUGAUUGGUUUUCUAUCGAAAACUGAAUUUGUCACAAAAUUACAAGCAGCUCAGGACCAAACUUUGAAAUUUUGUAAAGAAAAUUUAAGCGAUGAUUCGAUCAGUGUAGAAUGUAAAGAAGUUGUUAACUCGAAGUUUGAAAAAAUGGAUGAGUUAUUAGAAAGGGUCAUCAAUGCGGGUAUGGAAGCAACGUCAAAAUCCUCUCAAGAACAAACUGAUCUCUCAAAGUUAAGUCGUCGUGAAUUAAAGGAGAAACUUCUUAUUAUGUCGAAGACCGAGAAACCUAUCUCGGAAUUCAUCAAGUCACUGAACGAAACGUUGAACUACAUAAAAUCUGAAAUUAUUUUGAAGCACCUGUUGCCAUUCAAAAAGGAAGGUCCACCUCUUCUAGAGCUGUUCGUAUUUUCCGAUAUCAAUUCAAUACGAAGUCACAUUGUUGGAGCACCAAGAGCUGCCUUGCAUACAGCUCUGAAUGACCCACAUCAUUAUCUUCAAUGCAGCUGCUGCGAAAUAAGUGCUACAGAUGAUUUAUUGAGUACAAUGCCGGACAUAUGCAUUGCAUACAAACUGCACCUAGAGUCGGGACGUUUAAUAAAUUUAUAUGAUUGGUUGCAAGCGUUCCGUUAUGUUGUUGAGCCAAACCAUGAUGAUGAAUCGGAAGAUGUUGACCCACAAAUUCAGGCCCGAUUUACACGAGCUGUUGCCGAAUUACAAUUUUUAGGUUACAUCAAGAGCACAAAGAGGAAAACAGACCAUGUUACACGGUUAACUUGGUAACGAGAAUAUGUUUUAUUCUAAUUUCAUCUUUUGUAAAAAACAUUCUGCUUAAUUUAUUUUUUUAUAUAAACUUUCAUGAAUA